AUGUUGACCCGCGAGGAAGUGGAAAAGCAUAGCAGCCGAGAAUCCUGCUGGAUCGCCAUUCACGGCUCUGUCUACGAUGUAACAAAUUUUCUGGAUUCUCACCCCGGUGGCCCAGAAGUCCUCCUGCGAUGCGCCGGAAAAGAUGCCACCGACGACUUUGAUGCGGUUCACGAUAUCCAGCUACUGACUCAGUCCCUGCCACCUUCUGCUUGCCUCGGACGUAUCGACUCGGGUACACUGGCCAAAUUCACGGACCUGGGGACCAACGCACCUCUCCCCGACAAGAAUACACCCCCUCCCCUGACCAACAUCAUCAACCUGCAUGAUUUCGAAGAAGUUGCAAAGCAGCAUCUCUCACCUAACGCCUGGGCAUACUACUCUUCUGGAGCCGACGACGAACUGAGCAAGCGAGAAAAUGCACAGUCCUACCAGCAAGUCCUCCUGCGUCCCCGCAUCUUGCGUAACAUACCCGCGGUUGACACUGCAACUGCCAUACUUGAUCAUCAAGUCUCUCUCCCAGUAUACAUAUCGGCGGUGGGACUUGCAAAACUGGCACAUCCUGAGGGCGAAUGCGCUCUCGCCAGAGCUGCGGGGAAGGAAGGACUCGCGCAAGUUCUGGCAAACGGGUCGAGUAUUCCCAUCGAGAAUGUGAGAAUGUCCGGGGUUAAAGAGGACCAGCCUCUUUUCUGUCAGUUAUAUGUGAAUCGCGAUAUUCGCAGGUCGGAGAACCACAUCCGACGAGCUGAAAAGGCUGGAGCGAGUGCUAUCUGGCUCACCGUCGACUCACCGGUCGUCGGCAAACGGGAGAUGGAUGAGAGGGUGAACCUAGCCGUUCAGGGCCGCGAUAAUCAAACGAGCGGCGCAGGCGUUGCCAAAACCAGGGCCAGCACUAUUUCUCCUUUCAUCGACUGGGACAUCCUAACAUGGCUGCGCAACCUCACCAAACUUCCGAUAGUGAUUAAGGGUAUCCAGACCGUUGAAGAUGCUAUCAUGGCCUACGAGAACGGCGUCCAAGGAAUUGUCCUUUCCAACCACGGAGGACGGUCUCAAGAUACAGCACAACCGCCUCUUCUCACGCUACUCGAGAUCAGGCGAUACGCGCCGUUCCUACUACGGAGUCGCAUGCAGAUCUUCGUUGACGGGGGAAUCCGCCGCGGGACGGAUGUACUCAAGGCGCUUGCGCUGGGUGCUACAGCUGUUGGACUCGGUCGCCCGUUUCUGUACAGUUUGGCGUCGGGAUAUGGAGAGGAGGGAGUUCGACGGGCAAUUACUAUUUUGAGGCAAGAGAUCGAGGCCAAUAUGGUGUUUCUGGGUGUCAAGAAUCUCUCAGAACUGGGUGAGCACCUGUUGAACACAGCACGAUUAGAAAGGGAUGUAGCUAGAUCUGUCAAGCUGUAG
Molecule: messenger RNA, 1398 nt
Organism: Aspergillus chevalieri
Lineage: Eukaryota; Fungi; Ascomycota; Eurotiomycetes; Eurotiales; Aspergillaceae
Product: FMN-dependent alpha-hydroxy acid dehydrogenase
Exons: 3
Coding region: 1-1398 (465 amino acids)
Molecular function (GO): oxidoreductase activity; heme binding
Source: RefSeq, a predicted model, not a curated record